AUGACGUACAGCGAAAUUGUGUUAGUCGGCUACCUCGUGAUGUCCGCGAUCCCCUUCUUCCUGAUGGGCGGCCUUAUCCUGCCCGACUCGUUCCCGGGCAUCAAGGUUGAGGAUUGCGGCCACCGCAACCGCGGCCCGUGCGUCGACUCGUUCGAGUUUGGCGUCGGCAAGAUAUACAUGCAGGUGGCCGCCGCGUUUAUGCUGCAGAACGCCGCGCUCAUCUACUUCAAGGGCGAUAAGAAGGGCAUCAUCACGGCACUCGGUUGCCUGAUGGCGGUGAUGGCGAAGCACAUCCUCGUGGACGGGCUGAUCCCGCCGCCGCCGGUGAUGGUGCUAACGACGCUGGUCUUGGCCGCGCAGUUCUUCGCGCCGGGCGAGUGGGGCAAGCGCGCCUUCGUCUUGUACAUGCUCCUUAACGUCGUCGUCUUCACCACCGACCCGGCAACGCCGCUCAAGGACACAUACCCCACGAUCGAGCAGAACGCGAUGGCUCUCUUCGUCGGCGAGCGGUUCAUCGAGGUGAUCGCGCUGCACUGCCUCAUCAACGCACUCCUCGCGGGGAUCCCGGGGAAGCAGCUCGCGCUCGCGCUCUCGAUGACGCUCAUCCUUCCGCUGAUGGGGUACCACGCCUUCGUCCACUCCGUCGGCCCGCCGGGGCCGAUGCUGCUGAUCAACCUCGCGAUCUCCGCGCUUACGUGGAUUGAGUACGGCUGGGCCGACCUGACGAAGAAGGCGGAGGCCGAGAUGAAGACGCCGAUGUACAUCCACGGCGUGAUCGUCUCCACCUCCUUCGUGCCGUACUACAUCGCCGAGGCGAUGGGCAUGCCCUUCCCGCUCGUCGGCCUCAAGGAGCUCGACCCGACGACGCCGGACCCGUCGCCGAUGACGCAGUUCACCUACUUCUUCGUCGCGCUUUUCAUGGCGAUGUACUCCUACACCGAGAUCAAGGGCACGAUGGAGGGAAAGGUAUUUGCCGUGUACCACUACGCGCUCUCGUGCAUCAUCGCGAUGUGGCAGUUCUACCCGACGACGACCCUCCUCGGCCGCCUCUUCUUCUCACUCCCGCACGCCUUCACACUUUGGUCGACGUUCAUCGUCCUCAAGGAGCACGAGAAGGUGCUCUGA
Molecule: messenger RNA, 1125 nt
Organism: Emiliania huxleyi CCMP1516
Lineage: Eukaryota; Haptophyta; Isochrysidales; Noelaerhabdaceae
Exons: 1
Coding region: 1-1125 (374 amino acids)
Source: RefSeq, a predicted model, not a curated record